AUGAUUAAUGCAGUACUCGUCUUCAACAACAAUGGCCAGCCACGCCUGACCAAGUUCUACACUCAGUUGGACACACAAACCCAGCAAUCACUAAUCGCCCAAAUAUACCACCUCGUCGCGCAAAGACCCGCAAGCGCCUGCAACUUCCUCCCCCUCCCCCCGCUCCUCUCCCGACAAGGCUCAUCCAACUCCUCCUCGGCCGGGCCCUCCGAUGCCCCCACCCAAAUCACCUACCGCACCUAUGCCACGCUCUCAUUCAUCAUGAUCUCCACCUCAACAGAGUCCCCGCUCGCCCUAAUCGAUCUAAUCCAAGUCUUCGUCGAAUCACUGGACCGCAUGUUCGAGAAUGUCUGCGAGUUAGACCUGAUCUUCGGCUAUGAGACCAUGCACGCGGUGUUGAGCGAGAUGAUUGUCGGCGGCGUCGUUGUCGAGACUAAUACCGAGAAGAUCAUUGCUGGUGUACGUAGUCAAGAGGGUACUACGGGCAAGAGGAGGGCUGUUCAGGCGGCGAGUACGAGUCUUGGGCGUGGAGCGCUGCCGGGACUGGGUGCUUGGCGAUGA
Penicillium cosmopolitanum is the source of this 561-nucleotide messenger RNA. Its product is annotated as putative AP-3 adaptor complex subunit sigma. Gene Ontology annotation, cellular component: intracellular membrane-bounded organelle. Gene Ontology annotation, biological process: vesicle-mediated transport; protein transport. Lineage: Eukaryota; Fungi; Ascomycota; Eurotiomycetes; Eurotiales; Aspergillaceae. The record is from RefSeq and is a predicted model, not a curated record. The transcript is spliced from 2 exons. The coding region runs from base 1 to 561 and encodes 186 amino acids.